AUGGAUCAGUCUUUCUUGCAGGCGACUCAUUGCAACAAGUCGACUCCCACGUUGACCUCGGGAGAGAAGUAAACAUGUCGAAUGAUCGGAGUGUAGAAAUCGGAAGACGCAGGAAAGCCGGUUGGGCUGCCUUCAACAACAUUCGAAAGGUCACGAGCCAACUGAAAGAUCCCCAAUUACGCGCUCAAAUCUUCGAAGCCUCUGUCAUACCAGCCUUAACCUACGCGUCCGAAGUUUGGCCAGAUACCAAGGGGACAGUCACCGCCCUGCGUACCAGCUAG
Molecule: messenger RNA, 281 nt
Organism: Caenorhabditis auriculariae
Lineage: Eukaryota; Metazoa; Nematoda; Chromadorea; Rhabditida; Rhabditidae
Source: the annotation of a GenBank genome assembly